Sparassis crispa is the source of this 2655-nucleotide messenger RNA. Its product is annotated as WD40 repeat-like protein. Gene Ontology annotation, cellular component: small-subunit processome; t-UTP complex; 90S preribosome. Bases 1 to 2655 code for a protein of 884 amino acids. The transcript is spliced from 7 exons. Gene Ontology annotation, molecular function: protein binding; RNA binding. The record is from RefSeq and is a predicted model, not a curated record. Lineage: Eukaryota; Fungi; Basidiomycota; Agaricomycetes; Polyporales; Sparassidaceae. Gene Ontology annotation, biological process: maturation of SSU-rRNA from tricistronic rRNA transcript (SSU-rRNA, 5.8S rRNA, LSU-rRNA).
AUGGUGGACGGGAUGACUCUGGUGGUGCACCGAUGUCGUUUCGUCGAUUUCACACCAGCGGCGGUCACUGCACUUUCCUUUCCACCACUACGGCUACCUUCCGUGAAGGGAAAGAAAAGCACUGCCCACCAACAAACGUUGAAAUUCACCACCCUCGCCGUGGGCCGAGCCAAUGGCAAUAUCGAGCUGUGUGAAUGGACCGGGACGGACUCAUACUAUGAAGCACCGCAGGCGUGGGUGGUGAGGAAGACAUUAGCGGGACUUUAUCCUUCGAAGGUAGAAUCGCUCGCAUUCUCAAUUCGAUUUUUAGAUGAAGUGGCGGAAGACGAAGUACCUUCCAUCUUGAACCUCCGGCUUUUCAGUGCAGGUGGCAGCAGCGAGUUAGCCGAGUGGGACAUUGAGCAUAGCUGUGUCCGAAGGACAAUCGCCUCGCAAGGAGGCACCAUCUGGGCUGUCUCUCCGAAUCCGGCGUCGACUCUCCUAGCACUAGGGUGUGAAGACGGAUCCGUUCGCUUGCUCUCGAUCGAGAACGACUCUUUGACGCACAUGCGGCGUUUUGACCGGGUGAAAAGUCGAAUUCUGAGCCUUGCUUGGGGGCCGCCGAUCCCUCGCCAGACUGCAAAAAAGCAGAAACAGGACGCCAUGGAUACAUCAGACGACGACGAUGACGAAAACGACUGGAAAGACUCUUGGCUCGUCACUGGGUGCUCAGAUUCCAGUUUGCGGAAAUGGGACCUGGCCACUGGCCGAGUGCUUGACCGGAUGGGGACCGACAAGAUUCGCGGAGAACGAACACUAGUGUGGACAGUGAGCGUCCUGGGGGACGGCACCAUCGUGUCGGGAGACUCAAUGGGCAUGGUGAAAUUCUGGGACCCUGUGACAUGUACUCAGAUGGAAAGUUUUCAUGGCCAUGCAGCAGAUGUUCUUUGCCUGACAAUCGGCCCUGAAGGCACGGUCGUCUACACUUCCGGCGUGGACCAGAAGAUCACUCAGUUUUCCUACAUCAAGAUAUCUCGGUCGGAAAUGUCGUCGUCCCCCUCGGCCGGCUCUCCAUCCCGGUGGGUACAAACUUCCUCUCGCCGUAUGCACUCGCACGACGUCCGUGCGAUCGCGAUAUGGCCACCAUAUUCACCACUUCCGCCACCAUAUCGCCGACAAUUCCCUCUGGAUAUUGCCCCCGUGUUGGCCUCAGGAGGCUUCGAUAUGUCCGUUGUCCUGACUCCCGCUGCGUUGCCGACAAGCACGGUAGUGAAGGUGGUCAAUCCGUUAGCCACUAGCACGGCGGCGACGUUCGGGGACUCAUACCACCGCCGGCUGGCGUACAGUUCUGGCCCGUGCAAUUCGUCUGCCGUCCACCUCGCGCGUCAAGCGCGUCUACUGCUGUGCAUGAGGGAUGCCGGGCUCACUGUGUGGCGUAUCCUGCCGAAGCGCUUGUCCUUCGAGCAGCAGAGUGACGAAUUGGAUGGUGACGUUCCCAGCGGUGGAUGGGAGCGGGUCCUUGACAUGGAGUUGAACGUCCAUACAAACCUCGUCGCCAGCGCUAUUUCUAACGACGGCCGAUGGAUUGCUAUCUCGGAUUGGUAUGAAUCGAAGCUAUUCCAUUUGGAGCAAGAGCAAAGUGGAGACCUCAAACCAAGACGAAUACGUGACUUCUCCGCAAUCAUCCAGAGCCAUAUAGGCAGUUCACCGGCAUCCACAGGCUCCUCUUCUCUGACCUUUACCCCAGAUUCAUCGAAGCUAGUGAUGGCGACCGCUACCUCUUCUUACGUGGUCGUCGUUGAUAUCGGGAAUGAAGAGAGUCUACCUCGCGUCCUCCGGAAAUUUGAGCACCAUCGCCUGCGCGAUAACGUGGUAGGGAACCGCGUGAUUAGAGGUCGGAAGGGCCUGCAAGACGCUGAGCCAGCGGAGUCUGAGGACGCUGGAGAAUCAUCCGAAAACGAGGCUGCUACAUCCAAGCAGGUGACCGCGACAAUCACGCGGAUGGCCAUCAGUCCCGACGGACAGUGGUUGGUGACGACGGACGACCACUGUCAGACACACGUGUUCAACCUCGAUUCCAUCCAGUAUCACUGCACACUCCCCUCCUUCCCCCAGCCCAUCCACGCGCUGGCCUUCGAUCCUUCCGCGCCGAGCUUGCUCGUCCUCGGAUUCGCGAACAACACGAUCCAGGUGUACGAUGUAGAGGCGCGCCAGUUCCCGCGGUGGGCGCAGGCCCUUAACGGCGGGCUCCCGCAGCGUUUUACGCACCUACACGACCCCAUCCUCGGUGUCUCGUUCGAUCCGGGCGCGCGCGUGGGGGAGGGCGGCGCUUACACGCCGCACCGGCACGCGCUCUUCUGGGGCGCGACCUGGCUGUGCCGCGUCAAGCUCGACGCGUCUGCUGGCUGGGGUGGGUUCGAGAAGAAGAGGAGGUGGGACGGGAAGCGGCAUACUACCGCCCAGCCAUCGUCCAAUCCCACAUCGAGGCUCGACGUCUCCAUGGAAGAGGGCCGGGGACAACAGCAGCAGAACUUCAAAAUCGUCACUCAUUAUCGGUCGAUUCUGUUCGUAGAUUUCAUGAGGCCUGCCGAGCUGGUCGUCGUAGAGCGGCCACUAGUGGAUGUGCUCGCGAAACUGCCGCCUCCUUACUUCAAGGCGAAGUACGGCACGUCAUGA